AUCGAAGAGGCAGGAGCUGUAGGCAUCUCCAGGGAUAUGGCUGGCCUCAUCCCCUCGCCCUACUUCCAACGCUACCGAUGUCUAUUUCGCUUGAAGAAGAAUGCUGGCGCUUAUGCCGAAGACGCAGCUGUUGGAUACUCCGAGUCCGAAGCCUCGUCUGAGGAGCAGGAGGUUGGUGGUGAGGUGGAAGGAGAGAACUCUUCUCUGGGCGCUCCAAGUAGUCUUAGUCUGUGGAUGUCUACCAAUACUACUACAACUGGAGAUGGGCAGAGUUUCGAUAUUCCUGCUGAGGAGUACAUAUGGAGUUCCCAUGGCGUGGGCCCGAAACAACUGAAGAAACUUCGUAAAAAGCACCCUCACAAAUCGAAAAUUCUAAGCAUGGUCACUGGUGGACACAGUGGGAAGAAAUCCUCAAGUGGCAUCUUCGGUCACUCCUCUAAUCGACGCAACAAUGAGUAUGAAAUUUCGAAAGAAAUGGCAAGUCUAAAUAAGACCGAUGGAGAUCAAUUGCGUCAGUUGGUUGAGGAGUCUGUGCGUGACAAUAUUCGUCGACCAAGUCUUCUGACCUAUGAGUUAGUUGACCUCUACUACCCCCAGCCCCAACGCAAACGCCCCCUAGUCCUCGUUGCACCAAAACACGUAGGUCGGCAGCAGUUGAUUGAGGGUCUUUUGAGGAGCAAGCGGACGAGAUAUGACGUUCCUGUUAUUCACACAACCAACCCAGAGGCUAAAUCGACGGAAUUCCAGCAAUACCAAGUGAUCACCAAACAGGAUUUCCAACAGUUGCACAAAGCCAAGUCAUUUGUGGAAUGGGGUGUCUUUAAUAAACAUUACUAUGGAACCAAGGUGUCUAGUAUUGAAAGCAUUGUCAAGGCUGGUAAAGUCUGCGUGAUCGCACUUCGACCCGACGUUAUCAACAUCACUCGGGUUUGGGGAUAUACCGAUGGCUUAGCAGCCAUCAAGGGCAUAACUUUCGUUCUCCUCAUCAUUAACGAUGGAAACUCCUCGUCUCAAGAUUCUUUUUGCGUUCAGAUAGGUUUCCUAAAUUGUCGUCUCUUAUCUGGGGCUAUUGGUGAUUCAAUUCGAGCAAUUAGACGGACACCUUUUCUGCCCUGUGUUAUCUUCGUUUCGCCGCCAGACAAUCUUGAUGAGAUGCGGAAGUUGAGCAAACAGUGGAACAAUGCCACCGCUAACAUUCCCGACGAUGAAUUGAAAUCGUGUAUGGAGGAGAGUCAGAAAAUGGAGCAACAUUAUGGUCACUUCUUCGAGUUUCUCAUUGUACCCCGAAGUCCUGACACAGCUCUAGCGGAGCUCACGAAUAUCGCCUUGGAACUCGAACGUAAACCUCAAUGGGUGCCGGCUCAGUGGAUUGAUUUAGCUUGGCAUGUGGCAGCCCAAGCCAUGCGAGAACACGCCAAUAGCGACAAGACCCUCAGUGAGAAUGGCAGCAAGAAUCAAUCUGACAUUGUCAAAUCCGGAUAG
Molecule: messenger RNA, 1482 nt
Organism: Rodentolepis nana
Lineage: Eukaryota; Metazoa; Platyhelminthes; Cestoda; Cyclophyllidea; Hymenolepididae
Source: the annotation of a GenBank genome assembly